UAGAAAAGCUUCGUGUGGUCUCCAAAAAAACAGCAGUUACAGAACCAUACAUCACACCGUCACGAGCGGCGAGAGAGAGAGAGAGAGAGGAGGACCGGGCAACAGCCAUGGCCACAGGAGCUGCCUGCUACUACCACCCCGCCGCGGGAAGGGCGAGCCCCUCCUCGCUAGCUCUGGGCCUCAGGUCAUCGCAGAGCAAGGUGUUCUUUAUCAGCAGCGGCGGCCGCAGCAGCAGCCGGUGGUGGAUGAGGAGGAGGAGAGGGGAGGGGAAGGCGAGCUGCGGCAGCACCAAUAGCAGCAGCACGGCAAGGGCGAGGCCUGCCUUGUUCUCCCCUCGGGCCAUGGAGUGGCAGGAGUGCAGCACUGAGAUUGAAGUUGAUGUUCCAUGUUCAGUGGCCUACCAGUGUUACUCCGAACGUGAGACUAUUCCUCAGUGGAUGCCAUUCAUAUCAACUGUCAAGGUCCUUGAAGAUAAACCAGAUCUUUCCCGUUGGACUUUGAAGUAUGCGAUACUUGGUCAGGAUGUAGAAUUUUCUUGGCUUGCCCGAAACAUGACGCCAACUAAAAAUCAGAAGAUUCACUGGCGAUCUCUUGAAGGUCUUCCUAACAGGGGCGCUGUCCGAUUCUUCCCUAAGAGUUCAUCCUCUUGUAGAGUACAGCUAACAGUGGCCUAUGAAGUUCCUGAAAUUCUGAACCCGGUUGCAUCAGCCCUGAAACCAUUUCUGGAAGGUUUGCUUUUCAAUGGGCUAGAACGUUUUGUGACGUUUGCGAAGGAGCGCUAUAGCAAGACCCUUCAGUCUUGACAAGAUUAACUGUCAUCAACACCAAGAAUUUCAAUUUCAUUGACCGUUGAUGUAAAACUGCAUAAAGCCACUAGAUGUGCCAGGGGGGAGAACUGUAUAAUACAAGAGUGACUUAUUCUAGCAAAUAAAUAUUGACUGUUCAACUC
Messenger RNA from Hordeum vulgare subsp. vulgare (domesticated barley), 949 nucleotides. RefSeq lists its product as uncharacterized. The transcript is spliced from 7 exons. The coding region runs from base 108 to 803 and encodes 231 amino acids. Lineage: Eukaryota; Viridiplantae; Streptophyta; Magnoliopsida; Poales; Poaceae. The record is from RefSeq and is a predicted model, not a curated record.